CGACGCGGGGUCAACGGAAAUGCGACGAGCAGAGCAGCCAGCCGCACGAAACAGUUCGUGAUAUCCGACGUUCGUGUAUCGACAUUUUGGGUGAACAGGGCUGGCUCUGGGGUCGAGGACAACGAACCGCUGUUUGGUAGAUGCCCAAGUAGGUAUACAGGACCCUACCUGGCCGGGUAUUCGUGGAGGUGUGCGUGGGCGGCCAAAGGUAGACUUUUCUAGUCAAGCCGCACACGCAAACCUUGCAAAUCGUGCUUCAGAGAUUUAAAAGACGCUCGUCGAGCCCCGCGCCACCCUGUGAAGCACAUGGCAUUCGUAUCACGACGGCUUUGAUUUGUGGCUUUCUAUCAUUAGCUCCCGUUGAAAUUUUCUUUGCUAUUCACUCACUUCCCUUCUUCCCUCGUGUUCCAAGUGAAUCACCCGGCCACCAAAUCAUCCAUCAGCUGUGCCGAGAUAACCGUCUCAACGGCGACGGCAUAUUGGUAUAUAUACAGCCAGCCUACUCUACACAGACUAGGCAGAUCACACAAACGCCAUGUCGGCCACUGUCACCAGCGUCGAGCUCACCGCGCUGCCCAAGAUCGCCAAGGGCAAGGUGCGCGAGCUCUUCGCCGUCGACGACAAGACGCUGCUCUUCGUCGCCACGGACCGCAUGUCAGCCUACGACGUGGUGCUGGACACGGGCGUGCCCGACAAGAGCGUAAUCUUGAACCUCUCAACCGUAUGGUGGUUCAAGAAGCUGCAGGAGAAGAUCCCGGGCCUGCGCACGCACUUUAUCUCGCUCGACCCGCCCGCGGGGUUGCCGGCGGCCGAGGCCGAGCUGAUCCGCCACCGCAGCAUGCAGGUGCGCCGCCUCAAGGUGUUCCCCGUCGAGGCCAUCGUGCGCGGCUACCUGGCCGGCUCGGCCUGGGCCGAGUACCAGCGGAGCGGCACCGUCCACGGGCUCGCCGUGCCCGCCGGUCUGCGUCAGUGCGAGCGCCUGCCCGCGCCCAUGUACACGCCCUCGACCAAGGCCGAGCAGGGCGAGCACGACGAGAACAUCACGCCCACGCAGGCCGCCGAGAUUGUCGGCCGCAAGUACGCCGGCCGCAUCGAGGAGCUGGCCCUGGCAGUCUACGGCGCCGCGGCCGACUACGCCGCCGAGCGCGGCAUCCUGAUCGCCGACACCAAGUUUGAGUUUGGCCUCGACGAGGAGACGGACGAGGUCGUGCUCAUCGACGAGGCCCUGACCCCGGACUCGUCGCGCUUCUGGCCGGCCGACAAGUACGAGCCCGGGCGCGACCAGGACAGCUUCGACAAGCAGUUCAUCAGGAACUGGCUGACCUCGAGCGGCCUCAAGGGCAAGCAGGGAGUGGCCAUCCCCGACGACAUUGCCCGCGCAACAGCCGAUCGCUAUCGGGCCGUCUUCUCCAAGCUUACCGGCCAGACCUUGGAAGAAGCUCUCGCCGGCCCAUUUCCUUGAGGUCCCACAGGCCUGGCUUCUUUAGACAAUAAUUUUAUGGGCAUUCAUUCAUCCAGCCAUGCUUUCCUUCAGUAUCGGAACUUUCCAC
This is a messenger RNA of Gaeumannomyces tritici R3-111a-1, 1550 nucleotides long. Its product is annotated as phosphoribosylaminoimidazole-succinocarboxamide synthase. Gene Ontology annotation, biological process: 'de novo' IMP biosynthetic process. The record is from RefSeq and is a predicted model, not a curated record. The transcript is spliced from 2 exons. Gene Ontology annotation, molecular function: phosphoribosylaminoimidazolesuccinocarboxamide synthase activity. Bases 536 to 1462 code for a protein of 308 amino acids. Lineage: Eukaryota; Fungi; Ascomycota; Sordariomycetes; Magnaporthales; Magnaporthaceae. Gene Ontology annotation, cellular component: cytoplasm.